Messenger RNA from Lutra lutra (Eurasian river otter), 2632 nucleotides. It is a transcript of the gene FBXW5, whose product is annotated as F-box and WD repeat domain containing 5. The coding region runs from base 139 to 2163 and encodes 674 amino acids. The record is from RefSeq and is a predicted model, not a curated record. Lineage: Eukaryota; Metazoa; Chordata; Mammalia; Carnivora; Mustelidae. The transcript is spliced from 9 exons. Gene Ontology annotation, cellular component: Cul4-RING E3 ubiquitin ligase complex; SCF ubiquitin ligase complex. Gene Ontology annotation, biological process: protein ubiquitination. Gene Ontology annotation, molecular function: protein binding.
AGUCGUCGUCCGGCCCCGGACCCGCGGUUUCCCGGCCCCGAGGAGGGUCGCAAACCGGCCGCGUCCGGUCCCCGGCUCCCCGCCCCCCACGCCCAGCCUCAGCCUCCGGCCCCUCGGCCUCGGCCGUGCCCUCUGCCGAUGAAUGAGUGGCCGAGGCCGCCGGGCCUGGGGCCGAGCCGAGGCCCCGCCCCUCGCAGCCCCUCAGAGGGGAGAGGGGAGGGGACGUUGGGCCGCCCCCGCCCCGCCCCCACCUCGCCCGGCAGCGACAGCGGCCGCCCUGGCCCGCUGACCGCCGGGCAGGGCUCCCCCAGGCCACAGGACAGAGGCCAAGGGCCGGCUGGUGUCCCUGGCGGCGUCUGGGGCGGCCCACGGGCCCCAGGCCUCUGCUCGGAAGGACCUCGGACCCACGCUGAGAGCUCUGAAGCCUUGGGGCUGCCCGGGCUGCCUGGGCAGAAUGUCACAAUGGACGAGGGGGGCACACCCCUGCUCCCUGACAGCCUCAUCUACCAGAUCUUCCUGAGCUUGGGCCCAGCGGACGUACUGGCCGCCGGUCUGGUGUGCCGCCAGUGGCAGGCCGUGUCCCGGGACGAGUUCCUGUGGAGGGAGCAGUUCUACCGCUACUACCAGGUGGCCCGAGACGUGCCCCGGCACCCAGCGGCCACGUCCUGGUACGAAGAGUUUCGGCGGCUUUAUGACACGGUGCCCUGUGUGGAGGUCCAGACGCUCAGGGAGCACGCGGACCAGGUUCUGCACCUCAGCUUCUCCCACUCGGGCUACCAGUUCGCCUCCUGCUCCAAGGACUGCACCGUCAAGAUCUGGAACAACGACCUGACCAUCUCGCUGCUGCACAGCGCGGACAUGCGGCCCUAUAACUGGAGCUACACCCAGUUCUCCCAGUUCAACCAGGACGACUCGCUGCUGCUGGCGUCCGGGGUGUUCCUGGGGCCCCAUAACUCCUCGUCGGGUGAGAUCGCAGUCAUCAGCCUAGACAACUUCGCUCUGCUGUCGCGAGUGCGUAACAAGCCCUACGACGUGUUCGGCUGCUGGCUCACGGAGACCAGCCUGAUCUCGGGGAACCUGCACCGCAUCGGGGACAUUACCUCCUGCUCAGUGCUCUGGCUCAACAACGCCUUCCAGGACGUGGAGUCAGAGAACGUCAACGUCGUGAAACGCCUCUUCAAGAUUCAGAACCUCAACGCCAGCACCAUCCGCACAGUGAUGGUGGCCGACUGCAGCCGCUUUGACAGCCCUGACCUCCUGCUGGACGCCGGCGCGCCCCCCGGCCGCGUCUUUGACCUGGGCAGCGACAGUGAGGACGAGGCGGGAGGCCCGAGCCCAGGGCCGGCUCCGGCCCGCACCAAGGACGGUUUCCGGCGCUUCUUGGAUGGGCUCCUGGAUGGGCGGGCGCAGCCCCAGCUGUCGGAGCACGCGCUGGAGACCAAAGUGGCGGAGCUGCUGGCCCAGGGCCGCACCAAGCCCCCCGAGCACAGCAUGGCCGACGCCCACAAGCUGCUUAUCUUCACCACGGGCUGCCUCACCUACUCACCACACCAGAUCGGCGUCAAGCAGAUCCUGCCACACCAGAUGACCACAGCUGGGCCUGUGCUGGGCGAGGGCCGGGGCUCGGAUGCCUUCUUUGAUGCCCUGGACCACGUCAUCGACGUGCACGGACACAUCAUCGGCAUGGGCUUGUCCCCAGACAACAGGUACCUGUACGUCAACAGCCGGGCCUGGCCCAGCGGCUCCGUGGUGGCCGACCCCAUGCAGCCACCGCCCAUCGCAGAGGAGAUUGACCUGCUGGUGUUUGACCUCAAGACCAUGCGGGAGGUGAAGCGGGCUCUGCGGGCGCACCGCGCCUACACGCCCAACGAUGAGUGCUUCUUCAUCUUCCUGGACGUCAGCAGGGACUUCGUGGCCAGCGGGGCAGAGGACCGGCAUGGCUACAUCUGGGACCGGCAUUACAACAUCUGCUUGGCUAAGCUGCGGCACCAGGAUGUGGUCAACUCGGUGGUGUUCAGCCCCCGAGAGCAGGAGCUCCUGCUGACGGCCAGCGACGACGCCACCAUCAAAGCCUGGCGCUCUCCCCGUACAGUGCGCAUCCACCAGGCCCCGCGUCCGCGUCCCUACCCUUUUAUCUCCUGGUUUGGCAGCCAAAGGCGCUGAGAGGGGCACUGGCCGACAGGAGUGUCCUGGGGCUGCUGGGACCCACUGAAGAUGGCACAGAGGCCUGCAGCCUUUUCCCGAGGGCCCCGACCGUGUGGCGGGCAGACACGCUCGGGACAGUCAAGCCUUAGACGGGGGUCCAGCAGGACCGCCGGGAGGGGACGGCCUGCCCGCCCCCCACGCUCACACCACACACCGCCUCCCACGGCUGUGACCUUCAGCGCGGGGGCUGCCCCCUGGGCUGGCUUGGGAUGCACUGGACACUGGGCCCUGCCCUUCCCCCACCCUCUUCCCCCAGGGCCUGUGCCCUGCGACCGUCAGCAGCACACGUAUCCUUCGGUCGGGCCUCCUCUGGGAACUCCUUUGCUCACCAGCAGGGCCGGCGGCGCAGGUCAGUGUGCCGUGGGCCCAGGCAAACUGCAUGUCACUGGUCACCCGUGCGGGCCUGAAUAAACAGUUGCCAAUAGCA